UUCAUGUAUCUUUCGUCGACUUUUAAAAUUCACAACAAUGUCAGAAGUAACAAAAACAAAAAAGGUUUUUCACUAAUCAUCGAUAAAAAAGCUACUAAAUUACUACAAAAAUCCAUGUUAACGGCGUUGUAAUUGUCUGGAUUUGUUCAAAAGAAUCGAUCCGAAAAAGAAAGUCAUCGUCUCUCCCGCAGCACAACAAAGGAAAGAAAAAAAAAUCCAUAUUACAGGAGGCAAUCAGCUGCGAAGAAAAUCGAAAUCAAAGGUGAAAAGUGCAGUGUCCUCGUCUCGAACGUGUGAUUUUGUGGUCUUCUGUUUACGCGUCACCAAUUUUGCUAAUUGCCAAUUGCCAUCAUACUCGAAAAACGUCGGGGAGCGUGAGCCAGUGCGCGUUGUGAAACGAUUGUUGUGCAAUGAGCAGGAGCCCAAACUGGGGCGAACUUCCGGCCCUCGUGCUGACGGAUCUGUUCCAGCACCUGUCCUACCAUGAUCGUCUGCAGGCUUCGUCCGUUUGCUGGCACUGGCGGUCGGCCCUCUUCCAGCCAAGAUUUUUCAAAGGCAUUCAUUUUGAUGUGGCGCGAGAAAACAACAAGAAGAACAGCUUUUUCUUACAGUCGCUGGCGCACAUCGUAAGCGACGCAAAGAUUUCAUUCGACUCCUGUAAUCUUUACGACGUUGAAUUGACUACGGAAAUUUUGUACAAGCUCAGCAAAAGCUCUUGUCUGGUUAGUCUGUCAUUGCGUCCGAAAUAUGCCACCCUGGUCACACCAGGACGAUUCUACUCCGAAGAGGAAUGGAACUACAUCUAUAAGUUGUUCGUCGAACCAAUCAAGUUAUUGCUAGGGCGCAAAAAUCCGGCGCUCAAGGAACUUGAUUUGGGAUGUUCUGAAAUUCUGUCUUUGCAUGCUGCCGACUUCCUAAAUAGUUGCUCUCGGCCCCAAUUCCUCAAGCAGCUUGGUUUUGCAUCGGUCAAGCAGGACCCCAGUCACUAUGCGUUAAGUUCGAUCGAACCUAAUCUGUUCGAAAAAUGUAACGCCUUGCAGUACCUCUCGCUAGACUACGAUAUUUUGUGCGAUGAUUUCUUACAAACGCUGCAGCUUUUGCCGCUGAAUCGUUUGGUGAUUCACGUUCACGGGCUCGACGAGGAACAUCCGGGUGUGUCGGAAGGUGCUUGGGCCAGCUUCCGUGCCAGGAAUCCUGAGACGGAGCUGCAUCUGACGCUGGUAUGUGCUUACGAGGCGGUCGACAUACUUCACAGCCACAUCCUGCGUCCAUCGAUGCCUCUGUCUCAUUUGAAGGUGCUAUUCUGCGAAAGGAUCAAUAGUGACGCUUUGGAGUAUUUGUCUCGAUACUAUAAAGAAACCUUGAAGAGUAUGAUUUGGGUCGACUCCAUGCGUAUCCAAGAGUAUCGUAAUAUUAUGGAACUAGUGCUGCGUACCGAGCAGGAUCCUCUGGUGAUGAUGGCGUGGCGCUGCAAGAAACUCGAAGAGAUUGUCAUUCACGGUUAUGUGCUGGAUCCACAUAAUUUGGUUGGAAUUUCGCGUCUACGGGGCAAGGACCUUAAGGUGCUGGAGGUGUCGCGGAUUGAUUUAUCGAUGCCUUCCGUGAUGAUGACUCCAUUCAUUGAGGAAAUAAGCACCCAACUGGGCCAAAAGUGGGCACCACUGGAUCCCAAGACACUUCCGCCUGCCCUCGGCUUCUUUCCGGUAUCGGACGAUGUUCGCGAUCAGUAUAUUCUUCGGUACAUUCGCAAUGGAGUUGCUGCUUAGGCGGCCCCACGGUAAGUACGUACCACGCUACCCCUUCACUCCACCGUACCGUACUACAAUUGGAUGUUUUGCUCAAUGUGCGCUUCAGUUGCUGGCGGAUUGCCUCAAAGAUGGCACGGAAUCGCCAUCCGAGUCCGUUGUUUUAUAGCGCAAUCAUAUUGAUGAGACUUUAUCAUCAGCUUUAAACAAGCAAGCAAAAUUACACGCAGAACUUAAGUCUAGCGAAAAAACAUCCUAUCUGCGUAACGGACUCAGUACUCACGCUAGAAAAUCACUUAUAAAAGCUAUUUUUACAUGAAACCGAAAGCUGUAGGAAAUACUACAUUAGAACCGUGAAGAAUAGGGUUGCAUCUUCCCGCUAACGUAGAAAACAGUUGCAAGAACAAUAACCGCGAGUACCUACAUUUAAUUUACUUCAUCACGCAUGCGCUUCUUAGUUAAUCCGAAGAUAAGAACAAUCGUUGAGGGAAAUAUAGUGCAAUUUAUUUCAACUGAACCCGAGACGCAACACACAGCAUUGAAGAAUGUUUCAUCAGUUAUUAGUUUUUAGCGCAAGAUAUCAAAGUUUGACAAAACAAACGAAACAAGCUCUGGUUCUAGAUGGAUUUGUUUAGAGCGAAAAGUGAGAUUUGUUAGCGAAAAUAAGAGGAAAAUCUCAUAGUCAGUUUUAGCGGAAGAAAACUGUUAAUUCUGUAUAACAAACAGCGAUAAAAAAACAGAAGACAAAACAUGCAUGUGCAGAUACACGGGCACAAGUGUAGGCAAUUAAGAUGUGAGAACAACAACGGAUCUGUGAUUUUUAUAUUUUUUCGGUUAAAACAAUUAUUUAUAUAUUUUUCCGGGAUUAUUCAUCAAUUUCUUCUCUUAUACAUGUGUGUUUUACAUCAACAGUAGGUUAAAUUAUUUUAUUUUUGUUAAAAAAUAUUUAUUGGAAUUAGGUUUAGAUGUAAGUUACAAAGAAGAUAUGGAUGAGAUUGUUUAACAACUCUGAAUUAUAUUUAAUUUGAUUUUUGCCUA
Messenger RNA from Armigeres subalbatus, 2783 nucleotides. RefSeq names its product F-box only protein 33. Bases 411 to 1766 code for a protein of 451 amino acids. The transcript is spliced from 9 exons. Lineage: Eukaryota; Metazoa; Arthropoda; Insecta; Diptera; Culicidae. Gene Ontology annotation, biological process: positive regulation of protein ubiquitination. The record is from RefSeq and is a predicted model, not a curated record. Gene Ontology annotation, molecular function: protein binding.